Messenger RNA from Vidua macroura (Pin-tailed whydah), 2604 nucleotides. It is a transcript of the gene ANTXR1, whose product is annotated as ANTXR cell adhesion molecule 1. NCBI's taxonomy places the organism in Eukaryota, Metazoa, Chordata, Aves, Passeriformes, Viduidae. The record is from RefSeq and is a predicted model, not a curated record. Gene Ontology annotation, cellular component: membrane. The transcript is spliced from 18 exons. Gene Ontology annotation, molecular function: signaling receptor activity. The coding region runs from base 260 to 2092 and encodes 610 amino acids.
GUCAAGUCCCUUUAAAAAAAAAAAAAAAGUGAAAUACAGUAUUGUGCAUCUUGAAAUCUGAAACCGAGAAACAGAAGUGCACGGGAAACAAGGGGGAAAGUCUUGCAAUUCCCGUGGACAACUGUGGCGAGUGGAGUUUUAAGGAAUACAAUAUACAUCUAUAGCUUUUAAAGGUCAUUGAAUGGCUUUUGUGGAGAAACCUGUGAAAUAAAGGAGCCUUGGAAGAAGAGAUUUCUUUUUCUCCUCCUCUCUGGAUAUAAUGGCCAUUGCAAAGCAAAGCAUCUUGAGAUUUGGCUUCAAGUGUGCCUUCCUAGCAAUUUUUACACUCACCUGUGAUGGACACAGCGGGAAGAGAGAGAAUGGUGGUCCUGCCUGCUACGGAGGAUUUGAUUUGUAUUUCAUCCUGGACAAGUCAGGAAGUGUCCUGCAUCACUGGAACGAGAUUUAUCAUUUUGUGGAGCACCUGGCCCGCAAGUUCAUCAGCCCUCAGCUGAGGAUGUCCUUCAUUGUUUUCUCAACCAGAGGGACAAUUCUAAUGAGGUUAACAGAAGACAGGGAGCAGAUCCGCCAGGGCCUGGAGGAGCUGCAGAAGGUGCUGCCAGGAGGGGACACGUACAUGCACGAAGGAUUUGAGAGGGCAAGUGAGCAGAUUUACUACGAGAACGUUCACGGUUACAGAACUGCCAGUGUCAUCAUUGCAUUGACAGAUGGGGAGCUCCACGAAGAUCUAUUUUUCUACUCUGAGAGGGAGGCGAACCGCUCGCGGGACCUGGGGGCCACCGUGUACUGUGUGGGUGUGAAGGACUUCAACGAGACCCAGCUGGCCCGGAUUGCUGACAGCAGAGAUCACGUCUUCCCCGUGAACGAUGGCUUUGAGGCCCUGCAGGGCAUCAUAGACUCUAUUUUGAAGAAGUCCUGUAUAGAAAUCCUGGCAGCAGAGCCCUCCAGUAUCUGUGCAGGGGAGUCCUUCCAGGUGGUGGUCAGGGGGAAUGGCUUUCGCCAUGCCCGCAACGUGGACCGGGUGCUCUGCAGCUUCAGGAUCAACGACACGCUCACUCUCAAUGAGAAGCCUUUCGUGGUGGAGGACACCUACCUGCUGUGCCCAGCACCUGUGCUGAGGGAAGUUGGCAUGGAAGCAGCUCUUCAAGUCAGCAUGAAUGAUGGGCUGAGCUUCAUCUCCAGCUCUGUCAUCAUCUCCAGCACGCACUGUUCCGACGGGACCAUCCUGGCCAUCGCCCUGCUGAUCCUCUUCCUCCUGCUGGCCUUGGCUCUGCUCUGGUGGUUCUGGCCCCUCUGCUGCACUGUGAUCAUCAAGGAGCCUCCCCCACCUCCCGCAGAAGACAGCGAGGAGGAAGAUGAUGAUGGGCUGCCAAAGAAGAAGUGGCCAACGGUGGAUGCCUCUUACUACGGAGGGCGAGGCGUGGGCGGCAUCAAACGGAUGGAGGUGCGCUGGGGGGAGAAGGGCUCCACGGAGGAAGGUGCCAAGCUGGAGAAGGCCAAGAAUGCCAGAGUGAAGAUGCCAGAGCAGGAGUAUGAGUUCCCUGAGCCCAGGAGCCUGGGGAGCAGCAUGCGCCGGCCCUCGUCCCCUCGGAAGUGGUACUCGCCCAUCAAGGGGAAGCUGGAUGCCCUCUGGGUCCUGCUGAGGAAGGGCUACGACCGCGUGUCCGUGAUGCGUCCCCAGCCAGGAGACAAGGGCCGCUGCAUCAACUUCACGCGGGUGAAGAACACGGAGACCCCCCCCAAAUACCCUCUGAACAACUCCUACCCCUCUGCCCCCCCCCCAGCGCCCAUCUACACCCCCCCGCCCCCCGCCCCCAUCUACACUCCCCCUCCCCCCAGCUCCCCCCACGCCCCCUCCUCCACGCUGCCCCCGCUGCCCCCCCCGCCCCAGGCACCCCCUCCCAGCCGGGCGCCCCCCCCGUCCCGGCCCCCCCCCCCGCCCCACGGCCUAAGGGGGUCCCCCCACUCCGCCAGAGGUGUCCCGGGGCUCUCUCAGCAGUACUGUACCCACCCGGCUGGGGGACCCCAGCCCCUGCCCCAGGUGGCAGCAGCACCAGCCACCCUGCAGGCGUCCCCCCCUUUCCUCUUCUAGAACCUUCUCUCCUCUCUUCACCCCCUCGAGCAUCAGUGCCACAAACUCGGGAAGCCAGAGCAGCCAAGGAGAGCUCCAGUUCGUCCCGGGCACGGCGGCUGUGCCACCUCCCGGUGCCCUGUGCCAGCACGGGGACCUUCCGGAGGAAGGGCACGGGUGACCCGGCGAGCUCCGUGCCAGGGAGAGCCCCGGGCAGGGUUGCACAGGACUGGCAGCAGUGCAGAACCCCCGCCAGGUGUGCACACCUGCACCUGGCACACCUGGAACCCCUGGCACAUCUGACACACCUGGCACACCUGGCACGCCUGGAACACCUAGAACACCUGGCACACCUGGGCACGCCUGGAACACCUGCACGGGGCCAGGGACAGCUCUCGCUGCCAGGGGCAGUGCCAGGGGCAGCUCUGCAGACACAGAAGUGGUGCCAGGCACCCUUCCCACCCAGCAGGAGCCGCAGAGGGGAAGGUGCUGUCACCUCCGGGAAGGUGCUGUCACCUCCGGGGGUUCGGGAG